AUUCUGGCUCCUCCCACUUCCGCUGCACAGGUGAGUCGCGUGUGACGCCAUCGAGCAUGAAGGGAGGAAACUGUUUGAUGUCCAAGUUUUUCCUUCUAAACUGAGCUCAAAUACACUCAUACAGAUAUGUGUGAUUUCGACAAGCAGAAGGGCCCUGGGCGGCUGAUGAAGAAAGGAUUGACUCUCAUUGUCAUUGGUCAUGUUAAUUUCAUCCUGAGUGCUAUUGUCCAUGGCAGCGUGUUACGCCACGUAUCCAAACCCAGCAAUGUGAUCUCAACAGAGUAUACCGCAUCAAACAUCAUCUCCGUCACUUCAGGUCUGCUGAGCAUCGCAAGUGGAAUUGUUGCGAUAUUGGUGUCGAGGAAUAUUACCAUCUUGAAACUACACAUCGGUCUGUUAGUGAGUUCCUUUCUGAACGCCCUGCUCUCGCUGGCAUGCUUGUUGGGGCUGAUUAUGGCGAUCAGUCUGACCAUUUCAUCCGAUGGGAGCCACCUAAUGAAAGGAUGCAAUUCCACUAACAUGCCCGUGAAUGCACGUUCUCCGGUUAUCGUCAACUGCCCCUUUGAUGCCACUCGCAUCUAUGACACAACCCUUGCUUUGUGGUUCACCUGUGGUGUACUUAGUGCGCUGGAGGCUGGACUGUCUGUGUGGUGCUUUAUUGUGGGUCUCCAAUUAAGAGGCAUCGGACCCUGUGCUCAAAACUACAUCAGAGAGCAGCUGGAAGAGCAGGCCCUGGCAUCAGGAUCAAAGAUGGACCAACACCACACAACUCAAGGAGAGCAUCUCAUUGCACAUCAGUCCGCCAACGCUUAGAGAGAGAGGUGGAAAAUUUAUGGUAGUUUUCUUUCAUGUGGAGUUACUUAGUUAGUUAAUUAUGUUAAAUGUCAAUUGUUUUGUAAAUGAUUUGAAGCACUGAGGUUAUGAAACAGACUUUUUGCCAGUUGAACUCAAGUCAGUUGGAUGUUUGGACUGAAUGUUUUCAGUGUACUCAUAUAGGCUUGUAACUAAGCCCAAACCAUCAUAGACUAUAUUCAUUCUGUUAUUUCCCGAAACUGUAUAAGGAGUUACAUGUUUUGCAGUUAUCGUUUACAUGGAAACUAAACACCCAACUUAAUUUCAAAAUUAAGCUGAUGAUUUUUAAAGUGAACAUUUGUAUUCUUUUUUUAUAUUGUUAAUGCGUUCACAAUGUCAAAUGUACCAAAUACUAUUUUAUUUUACUUUAAAGGAAGGCAUCUGUUUUAUCCUAAUGUGCCACGCAGUGAGCUCUCAAUAGCCGGUUGUCAUACAAAGUCCAGUAUGCAGUAUAGAGAGUGUGCCAGAGCGCCGUCAGAGACUUUAAUAUGGGCUGGAUUCAAUGAUGCAGAGAAAAUCUCACUCACAGAUAAUCCAGUGUGAUUACAGUAGUUAAAUAUUGACAGAGACAUGACUGAACCUGUCAAAACAAAGAGAUUUCCCUCUACUUGAUGCAUUAUAUUUCAUUUCAUAAGACUUUGUUUAGAGAGCUGUAAUAUAGUUUAAUUCCUGACGGGUUACUCAAAAGAACCUCAUCUUAAUGCAGAAAAGUGAACCUUUGCUGUCUACAUUUCAUUUUAUUAUUUUUUUUUAACACUUUGAUGCGUUGUUAUCAAUGUGCAUUAUAUUUGAAUAAAUACAUUUUAAUAUAACAAA
This is a messenger RNA of Megalobrama amblycephala (Wuchang bream), 1668 nucleotides long. RefSeq names its product keratinocyte-associated protein 3. NCBI's taxonomy places the organism in Eukaryota, Metazoa, Chordata, Actinopteri, Cypriniformes, Xenocyprididae. The record is from RefSeq and is a predicted model, not a curated record. The transcript has 6 exons. Bases 127 to 813 code for a protein of 228 amino acids.